CUUUGUUGCCAAAUCCAAUUUCACAUAUCAAGUUCAUUCGCGUAGUUCGUCACACGAAGCAGGAUUAUCACACAACAGGAAAGCAAUUCACAUCCGACAUAACAGCAAUUAUAAUUUAGAGUUUGAUCACGCUAACGACUACAUAUCAAAUAACAACCUCGAAUAGGACUUCUUUACAAUAACUCGCUUUAAGAUGGACGACCACAAGUACUUAGAAUGUCUUCACGAAAUGUUUAUCAAACAAGCGCGGAAGACUCCGGACUCAACGGCCAUCGUGUCGGACGACGGAAGAAGUUUGACUUUCAAAGAACUUGACAAGAUAACGGAUAUCUUAGCUCUCAAUUUUCGCCAUCGUGGUUGUGGAAAAGACCAAGUUGUUGGGAUAUACCUUGAAAAGUGUUUAGAGUAUCCUGUUGCUUAUAUCGCGGCUUUGAAGGCUGGCGGCGCAUACUUGCCUUUAGAACUCUCUUAUCCCGAACCACUUCUCGAUUCUAUACUUCAAGAUGCUAAACCAGUUACAGUUGUAACAACAGAAGAUCUCAGAAGUCGAGUGCCAUCUUCAUCUCAUGUGACUGUGUUAAACAAAGGCUGGCAGCAGAGAUUGGAAAAAGAGAAUGAGAGUUUUGGCGAAUUGCCGCCAUCGUCGUCAUCUUCCCUCGACGACUUGGCCUACAUUGUGUAUUCGUCUGGUACGACAGGACAGCCGAAAGGAAUUGCAUGUCCUCACAGAGGAGCAGUAUUAUCGUACACAUGGAGACUACAGAAUUACCCAUUUGAAGCGGAUGACAGAGUUGCAUGUAAUGUGUUCUUUGUAUGGGAGAUGUUACGAUCUUUAUUGGCAGGAGUUCCACUUUAUGUGAUUCCUGAAAAUGUUAUAUAUGAUCCUCCAUUGCUUAUGAAAUUCAUACAACAGRACAAAAUCACUAGGAUACUAUUUACGCCUUCUCUUUUUGAGGCAAUUCUCGACUAUGAGGAACUAGAUCCUAAGACAUAUCUAUCAUGUCUCAAGCAUGUAUGGUUAUGUGGUGAAGUCGUGACAACAGCGUUGCGUGACAGAGCUAUGAAGAGUCUUCCAUGGAUUCGCCUUCUAAACUUGUACAGUAUAUCAGAGUGUCAUGAUGUUGCUGUGUCAGAUCUCACUAACAUGGCUUUUCAAGAUGAUUUGCCUGAUAAGGACGUAAACAAGCGUAAGUUUUGCCAUGUUGGUAAAUUAUUACCCAAUGUCCACACUGUCAUCAUGGGGGACGAGAUGAAACCUUUACCUGUUGGUGUACCAGGAGAGAUCUUUGUAGGCGGACCAACUCUAGCGCGGGGAUAUUUAAACAGACCUCAGCUCAACAAGCAGCGGUUUAUAGAGCGGCCGGUCGAUGUAGCCGAGUCGGUUGGUCCGCGCUUGUACAGGACGGGGGACUGGGGUUAUCUAUUGUCCAAUGGCUCGUUAGAGAUCUGUGGUCGUUGUGAUUCAAUGGUCAAGAUUAGAGGAUAUAGUAUUGAAGUACAGGCAGUAGAAGCAGCUCUUCUUCAACUACCCAUAGUCAAUGCUUGUUCAGUGCUUGUUCUUGGUGAUGAAGGGAAUGAUAAAUACAUGGUAGCCUAUGUUGUGCCAGAAGGCAAGGUAACGAAGAAAGAAAUCCGUGCAAACUUAAAAACACGUCUACCCUUCUACAUGAUACCAUCACACUUUGUCUUGUUGCAAAGCAUCCCUAUGGCUACGUCUGGUAAACUAGACAAGAAGAAAUUACCCCCCCUCGACUACGACGAUGCUGAUGAAGAAGGAACUCCAAGCACCAAUACAGAGAAGAAUCUCGCUAAACUGUGGUGUAAAAUUCUAUCCAUAAGAACUGUUGAUGUCCAGGAGAGCUUCUUUGACUUAGGAGGACAUUCAUUGCUUGCCGCUCGUCUCCUGGCAAAAGUCCGUGAAGAAUUUUCUGUGGAAUUAACUGUAAAAGAACUGUUUCUGUAUCCAACAAUUGCAGACUUUGCUAGAAUUAUUGACAUGAAAUGUGGAAAGACAUCAUUACAAAGUUACAGGAGCCCCUCAAUGGAGACAUCAAUUGAUUUACACGAGGAAGUUGAACACCAUGACCAAGGUUUUGUCAAUAUGGAUAUAAUUCUACGAGCAUUCUGGAGAUCUGGCAACGUUCGAAAUACAAGACGAUGGAACCGCGGACGUGUUCUGCUCACAGGAGCAACUGGUUUUCUUGGUGUUUACUUGCUAAGAGAUCUUCUCAAGUUAACAAAGGUUCAUGUAUUCUGCGCCGUACGUGAAGUUCCAGACAAGAAAUGCAAAGAACGAAUAAGAGAAGCAUUACAGAAAUAUAAAAUUCUACCAAAYAAGGUCAAUGGACAUGAGCUGACCGAAGAUGAACGGUACCUGGAGUAUGGCUUUGAACACAGGGUAACCGCCAUCAAAGGUGACGUUUCUUUAUUAAACCUGGGUAUGACGCAAGAGGACUAUGUUUUCCUUUCAUCAGAGAUUGAUUUCAUUAUUCACGCAGCAGCCUCUGUAAACAUGGUUUAUCCAUACACGGCUCUCCGCGGUCAUAAUGUUGUCGGCACUGAYAACAUAAUCGUAUUUGCAAGCACAAGCAAGAUAAAACCCCUACACUUUAUCAGUACUGACGCUGUUUUUCCUCAUGGUCUUAAAAACUGUGCCGAGGACGCCGACAUGACUCCAAACUGCCAUCUUCUUGAGGACGGGUACUCGCAGUCGAAAUGGGUAGCUGAACAGCUUGUCCUGAGAGCCAAACAACGUGGUCUUCCCAUGGUUAUCUACCGGCUUGGCAACCUGUCUGGAGAUAGAAAAAACGGAUACUGGAAUCCAAUGGACUUCACUCUUCUAAUGAUACGAGYAUGUAUUGAGACUCUUUGCGCUCCUAAAAUCGACUGGGACUUGGAAAUGACUCCCGUGGACUUUGUAAGCGAAACAAUCGUGAAGAUGACACAGGAAGUUUCGGAAACAAUUGGAAACAUCUUUCACAUUGUCAACCCAAGGCCACUUGAAGCACAAUGGCUUUAUGAAUGGAUGACAGCCCAUGGAUAUCCACUCAAGGUUGUUUCUUUCGAAGAAUGGAAGAAAAGAAUUGAAGAUUUAAACAAGACGAGCUCAUCUGAAGAGCACAGUCUACUGGUCAGACUUCUUGAGAACUGGAUCAAGGACGCAUCGUUUUUCUCCAAACUAAGCACCUACUCACAAGUCAACUUUGAUAAAAUGAUGAAACACUUCCAAAUCAACUACCCACAGAUCAAUAGCACUAUUCUCACUAACUACUUCACUUCGCUGGUCAACCAGGGCGUGUUCCAGCCGCCUAAGAGAAUAAUUAGAGGCCCAGUCCCUCUCGAAGGUCAAGUUGCUAUAGUAACAGGAUCAUCCAGUGGAAUUGGGGCUGCUYUUGCAAAGGGGUUGGCUGCUGCGGGAGCAAAAGUAGCACUUGCUGCAAGAAGAGAAGAAAGAUUGAAUCAACUUCGCAAUGAAAUUUUAUCAAGUGGAAAUGUUGCUAUUGCUGUCAAAACAGARGUCACAAAAAGAGAUGAGAUGCAGAAUCUUGUUAAGUGUACUCAGACUACUUUUGGUCAAGUCGAUAUCAUUGUGAACUGUGCUGGUGUCAUGUAUUACCAGUUGAUGAAGAACUGRGCAAUGGAUGACUGGGAAAAACAAGUAGAUAUAAACUGCAAGGGGGUUUUGAAUGGUAUUGGUAUGGUAUUACCUGGAAUGCUGCAAAGAGGAAAAGGACAUAUUGUGAAUAUCUCAUCAAAUGCUGGACGAAAGGGUUUUCCAGGCCUUUCUGUUUAUUCCGGUACAAAGUUUUUCAUUGAAGGUCUGUCCCAGGGUCUUCGACAGGAGAUUGCAGGAASUGGUGUGAAAGUUACGACUAUACAACCAGGUGAUGURACAACAGAGAUUGGGUAUCGUUCACAUGACACUGAGGCUGUAGAGCAGUACGACAUGUCCACCAAAACGAAGAUUCUUGAACCAACGGAUAUCGCCAAUGCUGUUGUAUUUGCAGUAACUCAACCACCAUACUGUGCAGUGAAUGAAAUUAUGGUCGAACCUCGAGAUGCWCCUUGUUAAACUAUCAAUAACUUCACGAACAAAGAUACUGUAUUAAGUCCAUAGCCAGACAGGGCAUCAAGGGACUUUGGUUAGAUCAAAGUAGAGUAGUAUCAGCUCCUCCUGCUAUCAAUGGUUGACGACAUUGUAUAAUUAUAUGAUGAAAUAACGAAUAAAAAUUUGAUUGGGAAUUGG
Exaiptasia diaphana is the source of this 4246-nucleotide messenger RNA. Its product is annotated as linear gramicidin synthase subunit D. The transcript is spliced from 29 exons. Gene Ontology annotation, molecular function: oxidoreductase activity; phosphopantetheine binding. The record is from RefSeq and is a predicted model, not a curated record. NCBI's taxonomy places the organism in Eukaryota, Metazoa, Cnidaria, Anthozoa, Actiniaria, Aiptasiidae. The coding region runs from base 194 to 4072 and encodes 1292 amino acids.